ACCUUCUUGUUCAUAUCUAUAUAACAUACACAUAUAUCAUGUCCGACCCUACAGACGGUACACCUAUUACACCCGGUGUCAAAAAGCAAACAAGAAGAUUUGCACCUGUCAAAAGAGGCGGCAAGACAGCUGCUGCUAUCAAACGUGAAGCUGCUGCUGCUGCUACUGCUGCUACCACUAAUACUACUACUACUGCUGAUACGACACAAGGAAGUGAAGCUUCUACAGUAGCAGAAAGUAAUGUCGAAACACACCCUAAACCAUCUAGUAUUGGUACUAUUCGUCCUGAAGGCAUUGGUUCGGGACGUUUACAAAGUGUCAACGACGGUCAAAAGACUCGUGGUGGUGCAGCAAAGGUAAGCAGACCCAAAAAAAAAUUGCUCACAUCAACUCAACACUUGGGAUAGAUGAAAUUCAAACCUACAGUUCCUCUCAAGAGAAACAAGAAAGAAGCAUCUUCUUCAGCUAUUGAUGAAGCACUUAGCAAACCACAAAGAAGUGAACGUGGUGGCCGAGGAGGUCGUGGUGGAGCUAGCCGUGGACGUGGUCGAGGACGAGGCUUGAUCAUUGUUGAUACAUCCACUGCUUCUGGUAUUUUCUCAUUAGGUCCUUCUGCUGUAUCUCGUGGUCGACCUGGUGGAUUUGGAGGUGGUGGAUUUGCUUCUUAUGGUGGCGAUGUGCCCAGUCGGGCAGAAGGAGAAAAUGAAAACUCUGAUAUGGUAGAGAUGUUUACCAACAGUAUAGAUAAAGACACGCCUGUGACAUUUAGACAUGUUUCUGCCCAAGACAGUGAUAUUGAUCCAGUGACAUUAGAACAAAAAAUGGGCAAGAUCCCUUGGAUGACAGUCAAAUCAAAAAAACCAGCCAGGACAAUCGACACCGAGUUGGACAAAGUCAAGUCAGAACACAAUGACGACAUGGAUCUAGACAGUGCAGAAUCAAAGCCAACCAGAAUAGAAGAAGAGGAAGAAGAGGAGGAGCCAGUGCCAUUACCUAAGGUUUACAUGAGUAGCGAUUCACCUGCACAAAACAUUUUUGCACUUGAUGAAAAGCAGCGCCUUGUUUGUGUGGCAGAAGAAGAAUUAUUGUUUUUCCAGUUGCCUAUUGUUGUACCCAAAUUUGAAAAGAACAAGGAAGAAGAUGUUGAUAUGAUAGAAGAAAAGAAAGAAGAAGGAGCCGCUACAGACGGUUUGCCUCCAGCAGCCAAGAAAUCAUCAUUAGAGGAAGCCAUGUCUGGCAUGAGUUUGGAAGAUAUGCCUAGUGGCCAGAUAGGUAAAUUGGUCAUUUACAAAUCUGGUAAAAUGAAGAUGAAAUUUGGCAAUAUCUUGUUGGAUGUCAAUCAAGGUUUGCAAUCUACUUUUCUCGAGAAUGUUAUGGUGGUGGAUCAUGAAAGUGAAGAAACAAAGAAGGCCAUUGAAUUGGGACAUGUUGUGCAAAAGUUUGUGUGUGUGCCCAAUAUGGAUUCACUCUUGAACCUUGAAGAAGAAGCGCUGAAUAAUGAAGAAUAAAAGUAAAAAAAAAAAAAAGAAUUAGGAAUGUAGAAGAACUUUAUCUGGCUUUCAAAGAACGCGACACAUGUUUAUU
Messenger RNA from Gilbertella persicaria, 1584 nucleotides. RefSeq names its product RNA polymerase III RPC4-domain-containing protein. Gene Ontology annotation, molecular function: DNA binding. Gene Ontology annotation, biological process: transcription by RNA polymerase III. The record is from RefSeq and is a predicted model, not a curated record. The transcript is spliced from 2 exons. Lineage: Eukaryota; Fungi; Mucoromycota; Mucoromycetes; Mucorales; Choanephoraceae. Bases 408 to 1508 code for a protein of 366 amino acids. Gene Ontology annotation, cellular component: RNA polymerase III complex.